Nerophis lumbriciformis (worm pipefish) is the source of this 3050-nucleotide messenger RNA. It is a transcript of the gene ids, whose product is annotated as iduronate 2-sulfatase. The record is from RefSeq and is a predicted model, not a curated record. NCBI's taxonomy places the organism in Eukaryota, Metazoa, Chordata, Actinopteri, Syngnathiformes, Syngnathidae. Gene Ontology annotation, molecular function: iduronate-2-sulfatase activity. Gene Ontology annotation, cellular component: cytoplasm.
AUUACAAGUAUAAAACUAUGAAAGACAGCCCUUAGAUUCGAGGAGUGUUCAAGUGACUGACACCUUGUUUAGCUAAUAGAAUCAAUGUUUAUGGGCGGGGAUAGUUGUGGUCGGACCAAUCAAAACGCAGCACUUCACAUAAUGAGGAAGCAAUUUAACAACAACAGCAGCAAUGUUUAAUUGUUGUGAUAAAGUUUGGAGUUGGCGUGUGAGGAAUGUUUUAUGUUGAUUUUAUUUACAUGCCACCUUAAACACAAUAUUUUGACGUCCUUCAACAUGUGCAUUACUCUUCAUACAUGUCUUCUCGUCGUCGUUUACGCGCUUGCUGUCGUCGCGAGAAAAAAAGAGAGGCAAAAUGUCCUUUUUAUCAUUGCUGACGAUCUGAGGCCAUCCAUGGGUUGCUAUGGAGACACAACAGUAAAGUCACCAAACAUUGACCAGCUGGCGUCCAAAAGCCAUGUUUUUCUUAAUGCAUAUGCACAGCAGGCUGUAUGUGCUCCGAGUCGCACCUCCAUGUUAACAAGCCGCAGACCAGACACGACCAGGCUGUAUGAUUUCAAAUCAUAUUGGAGAGUUCAUUCUGGAAACUACACAACACUUCCACAGUACUUUAAAUCGAAUGGUUAUGAAACCAUGUCUGUGGGUAAAGUCUUUCACCCUGGCAUUGCCUCGAACCACACAGAUGACUACCCUUACAGCUGGUCCAUUCCUGCAUACCACCCUGCUUCAUUCAGAUUUGAAAAACAAAAGAUGUGUAAAGGAGAGGAUGGUCACCUCCAUGCCAACCUGCUGUGUGCAGUGAAUGUGACAGAGCAGCCUGGAGGAACACUACCUGACAUGGAGAGUGCUGAUGAGGCGGUGCGGCUACUAAAGACUCGGGUUGAUGGCGUCCCUUUCUUCCUGGCUGUGGGCUUUCACAAACCUCACAUUCCUUUCAGGAUACCAGAGGAGUACCUGCAUCUCUAUCCUAUUGAAAACAUGACGCUGGCUCCUGACCCAGAUGUCCCCAAGCGCCUUCCACCUGUGGCCUACAACCCCUGGACAGACAUUAGAAAGCGAGAUGAUGUCCAAAAACUCAACAUUAGCUUCCCCUAUGGACCAAUUCCUAAAGACUUUCAACUGCGUAUCCGCCAGCACUACUACGCUGCUGUGUCCUACAUGGACUCCCAAGUUGGACGUCUGCUCAAUGCGCUAGAUAACCUGGGGCUGGCUCAGAGCACAGUAGUGGUUUUCACCUCUGACCAUGGUUGGUCACUAGGCGAGCAUGGUGAAUGGGCGAAAUACUCAAACUUUGAUGUGGCAACACGUGUUCCUCUUCUCAUCUAUGUCCCCGAGGGUCCUGCAGCCCUUAAAGGAUCUUCCUUUCCCUUUGUUGAUGUUUUUAGCCAAUCCCAACGCACCUUCAAGAAUUAUACAUUUGUCGGCAAUAUGGUGGAGCUGGUUGCUGUUUUUCCAACAGUCUCCCAUCUAGCUGGCCUAAAAACACCUGUGCAGUGUCCUGAUGUUUCCUUGCAGAUAGAGCUGUGUACGGAUGGACAAAGCUUUGCCCACGUCUUCCAUGAUGAAGAGAAAAAAAAGAAUAACGAGCCCUUGUCUUUCAGCCAGUACCCACGUCCUGCUGACACACCACAGGAGGACUCUGACCUCCCUAACCUGAUGGACAUAAAGGUCAUGGGUUACUCUCUGCGCUCUUGGGACUACAGAUUCACUCUGUGGGUAGGCUUUGACCCCAAAACAUAUCAGGCCAACAUGUCAGACAUCCAUGCCGGAGAACUGUACCUGCUAGAAGAUGACCCCGCUCAGGACAACAAUGUCUAUAACGACUCUGACGGCGGUGUGAUGAUGAGGAAGAUCAACAGCCUGCCUCCUACUGUAAGCGUACAGACGAGGAUGGAGCUGCAGCUCCUCUACCUCACAGCAGGGAUAAAGAUGAACGAAAGGAGGCGUGGCCAUGACUAAAUGAAUUGCAACAGAUGACUUUAGAGUGUGUACAUGAAAUAAAACCCAGAAUACUCUCUAAAGUUGUAACAUUGUUUUAGCUUCAAAGAUCAAAUCUGGUCUUUUAUUCUACAAUAUUUGGCUGGCAAACACUGCUGCAACACAAAGUCAGCUUUUAACAGAUUUGAUAGAUUGAUAAUUAACAAUAAAUUAUUAUGUUAAUUUUACAAGCUACUUCCUAAGGUGAUUUGUCGUCUGAACACCUAUUGGGAACAAGAAUGAUUGAGGUUUGUAGGUGUUCCACAUUGUUGUAGUUCUAAACAAUGACGUGUCUAAAUAAUUAAGCAGUUCAGCUCAAUUUGUGGGCACUGUCAGGCUCAGGUGAGCGUUGCUUGCGACGUGAACCGCAGAUAGCAGACGACGUGCAGAUAAAAGUGGGGCGGUAUAGCUCGGUUGGUAGAGUGGCCGUGCCAGCAACUUGAGGGUUGCAGGUUCGAUCCCCGCUUCCGCUUUUCACUAUGUCAGGGGUCGGCAAUCCCUGAAAGAGCCAUAUUGGACCAAAAAUACAAAAACAAAUCUGUCUGGAGCCGCAAAAAAUGAAAAGCCAUUUUACAUACAGAUAGUGUGUCAUGAGAUAUAAAUUGAAUUAAGAGGACUCAAAGGAAACUAAAUGACCUCAAAUAUACCUACAAAUGAGGCAUAAUGAUGCAAUAUGUACAUAUAGCUAGCCUAAAUAGCAUGUUAGCAUCGAUUAACUUGCAGUGACCAAAUAUGUCUGAUUAACACUCCACACAAGUCAAUAACAUCAACAAAACUCACCUUUGUGCAUUCAUGCACAACAUUGAAAGGUUGGUGGACAAAAUGAGACAGAAAAAGAAGUGGCAUAAAACACGUCCUGGAAAGUCAGAGAAAGUUGUACAUGAAAACAAAUUACGGUGAGUUCAAGGACCGCCAAAAUUAGUAGGACAAAAUGGCGUUUGCCAAAUACUCGAAUCAGUGAAGCAUGUUUAAUAUAAACAGUGUGAUUUCAUAACUUUUAUGGACAGAAUUUCUAGGCGCAGUCAAGGCGUUGAGGGGAUCUGGUUUGGUGGCUGCAGGAUUAGGUCUCUGCU